This is a messenger RNA of Aspergillus eucalypticola CBS 122712, 548 nucleotides long. RefSeq lists its product as uncharacterized. The record is from RefSeq and is a predicted model, not a curated record. The transcript has a single exon. Bases 86 to 454 code for a protein of 122 amino acids. Lineage: Eukaryota; Fungi; Ascomycota; Eurotiomycetes; Eurotiales; Aspergillaceae.
CGAAAUUCUGUACUACUAACUGCUACAAGUUAUAUCACCAUGAUCUCGCUACCAGAACAGAUUACCAGCUGAACUUCUCAUUAUAAUGAAUGCUGCACCACCAAGCUCCAUCCAUCCAGCUGAACACAUACUACCAACAGCAUCAUCAAAAUGUCCACCCACCCCUCUCUCCCAAACGUCCACCACCCUAGCCCUAACUACUCAAUACCCACCCCGUCCAUAUCGCGGAAUUCAAAACUGCAAACGAGCCGUCCUAUCCCUCUACGACCACAUCUACCCUCACCCAGACAACACCACGAGCCAAUACCUCUCCUACAACAAUAUCACCCCAGCCUCGUUCCACUCCCUCCGCCGAUUCCGCCACCACCUAGAAAUACACGUCCGAUUCACCUACUUCCCGGAUAUCUCCACCGUCCUCAUCAAAGUCCAAACACCCAUGACAAGAAGACUCUGACUGAUUCUCAAUUAAGAUACUAAUGUCAGUCUGAACAUCAUGGGAGUCGAUCUUGAUGAGCGCGAGGAACCGUUUGAUCCUGUCAUAUACACGU